UUUUUUGUUGUACCCAUCCUGAGAGAAGGGGGUUCUGCUUGACAAACACCGACCAGAAAAACAUCCGACGAGGAAUCUUUGCACGCACUAAUUCUACACUUUUAAACUUGACAACUUCAACGGAGGACGCCGCCAACCGCUGCAUUGAAUCUCGCUGUUGUUCUCACAAAGUUUCGGGCUUUGACGUGUUUACGUUGAGGAGUUCGAAAAGUUCGCGUUGAAAACGGAGAGGGCCAGCUGAGUGAUAGUGGGGUGAGGAGGCUGGGUUUGGCAACUUUGGGACUUUGGGAGUCCUGCCCUGCCGCUAGCAGCAACGUUAGCAUGCUUAGCUUUGUCAUCGCCAAUCAAGCCCAAUGAGAGCUUCCAUCUUCACUUCUACAACUUUGUCAAAGGAGAGGUUGAUGGAGACUUUGCAGUGUUUAACAAAAUGGAUUAAACCAUAGCCAACCAAUUUACUUCCAAUAUACAUGCAAUGAUGGUAACGUUGUGCAGUUGUCCUAGUAAAGGCAGAUCUCUUCUAGUUUAAGUUUAAUGCUGCAGGGUUGUACUCCCCCCACUUGUCUGUAGAUUUGACAUAUUAACCCACGACAUUCAAAAUAUGGCAUCAGCCCAGAUUUUCAUGUGCAAUGAUUGGCUGCAGAUAUUUCAAGAAAAGCAGCAACUUGUGACAUGCAGUAACUAAAAGAAGAAAACAUACAGCAUGUUUUCAAUACUGCAGUGAUGUGUCACCUCAGACUUUAGUGGAUGGAAAUUGUGCAUUUUGAGAACAGCCAAUACUGAUGCCAGCUUAUUGGGACGCCAGUUCAAUUCAUGAACCCUCUUAUCUGAGUCAGGCUUGGCCUGGAAAUUUGGAUUCCUUGAAUGUGUUGAAUCAGCUGUUGCGGUGAUGAGGCAGGGCUCCUGGUCGCCUGCGUGGCUGGCUGAGCAGAGGCCCCAAGUUAUGUGAUGGGGUGCAGGAACAGUAAGGUCCUCCCUGAGCCUCCAGGGGAUGUUCAGUUGGACCUGGUAAAAAAGGUGGAUCCGCCCCCUCAAACUGAUGUCUUUAAGCACUUCAUUAGAGGUGAUGGCACUUUGAGCAAAGUGGGUGAGGCUGGUGGAGAAAGAGAGGACAAAGCCGGCUCCGCCUCCCCAUUGCUUACUCAGGCACAAGCUGCCACCCCUGUUGCCUCCACCCAGCAACCUAAAAACCCAUCUGAAGUGUCAGACCCUCAAAGGAAAAAAGUGGCAAAAUAUCGAGCCAAAUUUGACCCAAGGGUCACCGCCAAGUAUGACAUCAAAGCUCUGAUAGGUCGAGGGAGUUUUAGCCGCGUGGUCCGCGUUGAACACAAGAGCACUCGGCAGCCAUACGCCAUAAAGAUGAUCGAGACACGGUACAGAGAGGGUCGGGAGGUCUGUGAGUCAGAGCUGUGCGUUCUUCGACGGGUUCGCCACACCAAUAUAAUCCAGCUGAUGGAGGUCUUUGAGACUGCUGAGCGUGUAUACAUGGUGAUGGAGCUGGCUACUGGAGGAGAGCUCUUUGACCGCAUCAUUGCUCGCGGCUCCUUCACGGAGCGAGACGCCACUCGCGUGCUGCAGAUGGUGUUGGACGGCGUCAAGUAUCUUCACACUUUAGGGAUCACGCACCGUGAUCUGAAGCCUGAGAACCUGCUGUACUACCACCCGGGAGCAGACUCCAAGAUCAUCAUCACCGACUUUGGUUUGGCCAGCAGCAGGAAGAAGGGAGACGAAUGUCUGAUGAAGACCACAUGCGGCACGCCUGAGUACAUUGCCCCAGAGAUUCUAGUGAGAAAACCAUACACAAAUGCCGUGGACAUGUGGGCAUUGGGGGUGAUCUCAUACAUCCUGCUGAGCGGAACCAUGCCAUUUGAGGAUGACAACCGCAUGAGGCUCUACCGGCAGAUCCUCAAGGGGAAGUACAGCUUUUCUGGAGAGCCAUGGCCGAGCGUUUCCAAUCUUGCCAAAGACUUUGUGGAGCGAAUUCUAACAGUAGAUCCCAGUGAGCGGCUGACUGCCGGCCAGGCUCUCAAGCACCCAUGGAUCAUCAGCAUGGCCGCUGCUUCUUCCAUGAAGAACCUACAACGCUGUAUAUCUCAGAACCUGCUGAAGCGGGCGUCAUCUCGCUGCCACAGCACCAAGUCGGCUCAGUCCACACGCUCUAGUCGCUCGACCAAAUCCAACAAAGCUCGACGCGUUCGAGAAAAGGAGCUGCGCGAGUUGAACCGACGUUAUCAGCAGCAGUACAACGGCUGAAACAGAACUCGGUAUAACAUCAAUGAGCUUCCUGACCCACAAAACUAAACUCAGAAAGCAACCUGAUGUGUCAAAGUCAUGAGAACCAACAACGCAUGGACACUUUGUUUCCAGUGAGAAUAAAUCAAAAAUAAUUCCUGAACUUUUAAGGACAAACUUGCAUACCCUUUUUGUUCUCUAAUGAAAACAAACACUAAAAGCCUGAUUUACUAAACGUUUGCAUGUACUAAAACACUUGCCAACCUGAUAUCACACGCAAAACAGAUUAACUAAACGUGUGCAAAGUGGAUUGCGUCUGUUAAGUGAGCAGAAUAAGGCGUGCAAUCCAUUUUACAUUUGCUUAUUAUUAUUAUGCAAAAUAUAUGCUGUUCAUCCAAACGCCCACAAUGUGGGAGGAGAUGAUGCAAAUAUAUUAUACAGUGCACACCAUUGUGCGAACACUAUGUAGAGUUUUAUUUAGAACGUCUGAAAAUAUGUGCUAGCGCUGCAAAGACGAAUGACUGACAGAAUGCUCCGUUAUACAGUACGUGUGUUUCAACAUAUUGGCAUGGUUCAUCCGAAAUCAAAUAUCUUAGCAUAUUGUCUAUUCAGCAACAUCCUUUUAUAUUUUCAUAGCUGAAUGCUGGGGUACCUAUGCGGCUAAUUAAAACAAAUUCAGUUGAUGCGUUUUGGUGUCUGCUGGCGUUUUUUUCGAAUGCCAUUUGAUUUUUCAUUUAUAAUACACAUUAAUAUAUUUCCUGUAUGGAAAAACUUCUUGAAGUAUGCAGCCUCUCUCUCGUGAGCGUACUUUCAGCGCUGAAAAAAAAUGGCUUCUGUUGUAAAUACACUUUGGACUGUGUCUAAAAUGCCAAUCAAACGUGGUAGUUGCCUCCUGCAUGUUUGAAAACAGCCUACACCACAGGUUGGAGCAUGAUAAAAUUAAUGUAUAGUAAAUGAUCGCGAGGCUCCGUGGUGAUGCCCUGUAAAUAUAGUACAUGCAAACUACUCAUUUAAAUAAGGCAGUCUACACCAAUUUUGGACUGUACACAGUGUUAGAUCACACACAACACGCCGACUAAUAGUACACACAAUUUUAUAGAUUUCACUCACUGUUUUAGCGUGUGAUAUCAAGAUCUUAGUAAAUCAGGUCCUUAGUGUUUUACCACAAGAUCAUCUCUCCAUUGAUGCAUCCUUCUCUCUCACAGGGAGGAGUACUCCCAAGUCCCUGUUUUGACAUGUAUUUAUUUAUUAAUGUGGACAGUCUUCAUUCAGUUGGUCACUGGAUAAUGACCAUCAACGAGGAUCUGUUGAACAGAGUUCUGGAUACUGAAGUUACUUAAGAGCAGGGCAAUCCCUCUCAAACUCUGUUGAUUGAUGACAAUUGCUGUGAAUUAUUGUACUAAGCGUCUUAAGAGUGUAGCUGAUGCAGCAACCUCCAACGGUAAAAAAUUAAGUCAUGUUUUGUCUUAAGUCAAAGCUUGCAUCGUCUUGCCAUAUAGUGUUUUUCAAGCUUUGGUGGGUCAGUUCAGUUGACAUACGACACACAGCUCUGCUCCUAGUGCAUUUUAUUGUAAAUUAGAUUUCAAUAUUGCUGCUAUGAGCACUGUGAUUUAUUUGGCUUCUUGGGUUAUGUGUCCGUUUAAGCACCUGCUGUUCAGACCAUCUUGUUUUAAAAGCAAGACAAAGCUUGUAAUUAAAUCCUGAUUAGUUGUAGCGAAACAAAGCCCGGUGGAAAUCAACUACAUACGGCUGGACUGACUUUAUAUACUAUUUCUGUUUAAUGUAAAUGUGAAGUAAUUCAUUGCUGCCCAGGAAUUAACAAGGGUUUUAAACUUGAUAUGCCGGUUUUUAACUUUUAGUAAAGUUCAAAUAUAAAUACAUCUCACAAGGUCAUAAUGGACCUGUUAGGAAGAAUGAACACAUCACACUUCCUGAAGGAUCUAUCCAUAGCAAGUGCAAUAUAAUCUACAAGUCCAGUCAGUUUCUGAUUCAGAAGAAGUUUUGAGCUGGAUACUACAUUUCCAGCACCAUGGUGGCACAUCUGCGUCAGAGAUUGGUUGUUCUGUGCAUUAAUCGGCUCAGAGUGCUUUUACUCUGGACACUGGUUGAUUAAAUUGCCCAUAAGUAUUAA
Nerophis ophidion (straightnose pipefish) is the source of this 4360-nucleotide messenger RNA. It is a transcript of the gene pskh1, whose product is annotated as protein serine kinase H1. The record is from RefSeq and is a predicted model, not a curated record. Bases 946 to 2250 code for a protein of 434 amino acids. Gene Ontology annotation, molecular function: protein kinase activity; ATP binding. Gene Ontology annotation, biological process: protein phosphorylation. NCBI's taxonomy places the organism in Eukaryota, Metazoa, Chordata, Actinopteri, Syngnathiformes, Syngnathidae. The transcript is spliced from 4 exons.